AUGUAUAUGCUGCAGUCUUUUGGGCGAGACAUGGAGACAAGCAGUGACAAGAAGGAAAACAAUAGCAGGAUUCACCAUUCCCUACAGCGGGGGCUGUGUGCGGUGACUGAUGAGAAGACGAUUCUUUCGCUGCGGCUGGAUGAACUGCAGCGUGAAGUGGAGAGGCUGCGAGGGGAAAAGGCCGGUUGCAACCACGGCAAUGUGGUGGGCGAUGCUGAGCUCGCCGAGUGCCAAUGCCGAGUGAUGGAGCGCGCGAACGAAAUGCUUCACGUGCAGAUGCUUCGGGAUGUUACCGGAAACCAAUCACUUUGCCGGCAGAGUGAACGAAAACCUCACACGUCUUCGUUGGCCCCUCCGGGAGUGGCCGCAGGCAUUGAUGGCGUGCAACUUCCCUUGGAAGGACUCCGCCGUGCUGUGCGGGACGCAUUCGGGCCCGGCAGACACCUGUUAGACGACGGCACUGCUGUCACGGUGGAGUACACCCAUGACCACGUCGUCGUGCGUGGCUCACGGGCGAGUCGGAACGCGUUCAUGGCCUUCCUGCUGCACAUCGUGCUGCGUUACAUGGGAGGCACGCCACAGCGAGAAUGGGGCGACAGUGCGGAGGAGUGCCCCAGCCUCAGUGGCCCGCGUGCGGUGUCGCGGCCCACGGCGACCGUUGGGGUCUCCGGGGAGAAUGAAGGUGGGCGGGCACUUGAGUCAGUGCAGAUGGAACGGGAAAGGUCGCAAAUGGCCCGACAGCGCGCGGAACAUGAGCCUGUCCAGCAGCAGGCUACGUCGAAUUUUCAACGCGCGCAGAACACGGAGCAGAAGCGGCAAUUAGGUGGGCGGCGGGUAGAGCAACUGGAGGUGGAGCUGCGGCGGAAGUGGGGCGGCCCCCACGUUGUCCUGCACCGGCAUGUGGAGAACGAUGUUGCGCCGAGGCGGAAGGUGGACGAUGAUUACCGCGCUGACGCGAUGGCCGAGACCUCGCCCCAACGCGGCAGAGACCCUGUGCAUUCGCUUGAUAGGAGCGGAUACUCCGAAAAGCGUGGGGUGAUGUCCUCGGCCUCAUGGGCAAAGAGCAACCUGCCUGCGAUGGCGCCGGACGCGGAGAGGAGUUUAACUUUAGCGACGGAAGGAAGCGGCAUUCCUGCCAAUCGACGUGUCGGUGGGUCCCCUCUUAGAAGCCACGCAUGUGAGGAGACGCUGCUGCUGCUUCAGCGGGAGGUGGAGUUGCUGCGGGAUGAAAAACACCGUUUGUUACGGCAGCUGCAGUGCAGCGCAGACGACGUGAAGCAACAGCGCCGUCGACUGCAGGAUGCUGAGGCUGCGACGGCGCAUUUGUGCCGCAGUGUGUUAAACUCGAGUGAAGUCGUGGCGACAGUCCUCAGGGGGGAAGCGGCGGCCCCCUAUCUUAUGCUGCAUCGAGGCGGCGGCGUAGAUGAGCACCGUGUGCAGGCGCUCGUGCAGGCACUCUCCGAAAACAGUGGCACCGCACACGAUGACGGUGACGAUGCUGCGGGUGGGACCGCCCGGCUAAUGGAACAGCGGUUGGUGGAUGUGGCGGCGCUGCUGGAAAUAGAGCGUCGCACGUGGAAGGCGGCCCUUGCGUUUGCUGUAGACGAACGCGAUGCCGCCAUGCAGGCACAGCAAGAAGAGGCGCUUCUGGCUCGCCCUGACACCGCUACCGUGGCACCGCCGCUCCUGACGACGGCGACGACGGCUCUCGAGAAGGAAAACGUGGAGCUGCGCAUUGAGCUUCAGCGCUGCUUCGAGGACAUGCGGCGACUGGCUCAUGUCAUUGCGCGUUCCCAUACGAUGUACCAGGAGGCGCAGGAAAAACUGCGGGCGGGUGACCGACGCAUGCACGAAAAGGAGGAGACAGUGCUAUCUGUUAGGCGGCGCCAGGACUCUGCCUUGAUGGCUGCAUUAGAGCGGGAGCGAGCACUGGAGCUUCAGCUUCAGCGGCUACAGCAGCAGGGUAAGUGGGACGCGACGCAUUCACUGCGUGCCGCCGCCGUGGCCCACACUGAACCACAACGCGAGGCCCUAGCGCAUCUUGUAUCGACACCCUCCAAGGGGAGUUGCGCAGUGAGUGGCACCACAUUUGGCGGCAGCCGGAACAAUCAGCCGCACCAGCCCCAAGUAAAAACCGACACACAGGAAUGCAGUUUUGUUAGUAGGGGCAACGGCUUGCAGAGCGGGCCCAGUACUGCAACGACACCGUUGUGGAAAACGGAAGCAGCAGGAACGGCCGUGUUGUCCUCUCCAUCAACGCGGCUGCAGAAGGGGAACUUUGAGCGGGCUCUACGGGCCAUUCACCCUUCAUGA
Messenger RNA from Trypanosoma rangeli, 2313 nucleotides. RefSeq lists its product as uncharacterized. Lineage: Eukaryota; Euglenozoa; Kinetoplastea; Trypanosomatida; Trypanosomatidae. The transcript has a single exon. The coding region runs from base 1 to 2313 and encodes 770 amino acids. The record is from RefSeq and is a predicted model, not a curated record.